Symbiodinium natans is the source of this 927-nucleotide messenger RNA. Lineage: Eukaryota; Dinophyceae; Suessiales; Symbiodiniaceae. The record is from the annotation of a GenBank genome assembly.
AUGGAGCUGCCUCAGACCAUCGGGAGUCCCGGUCCGAACGGUCCGAACUUCGAUGAGGUGCAGUGCGAGCGGCUUCUGCGAGAGCGCGCGGAAGCAGAGGUGGCGAGCCUCCAGCUCGACAUCAACUUCAAGAUUUCGCGCAUUCUGAUGCUUGAGUCGAAGCUCGAGGCUGCAGAAACCAGGUGUUCCGAGCUCGAGCGGCUGCAGGCCCACAUCCCCAGCGCCAUCUGCGACAGUGGUACGUGCGACGGUGAGUCCGCAUUGAAUCCAUUGGCAGCGGCCGAGCACUUCGAGAAGCUUUUCAAAGAGACCAGCGACCGGUAUGAGGUACUGUUUAAGGAGAUCGGCGAUCGUUACAGAGCAGCAAGGAAGCAGGGUAUAGAGUCUUUCGAUGGUGCAGAUUACUACAAUUCCGUGCUGCAGUUCUCCAAAGCGAUUUGGAUGCUGGAGCUGUGGCCAGAAGUGAAGCGGCCCGAGUCAUGGGCCCCAGGCAUGGCCGAGAUCCUGGUCAACAGAGGUUUGGCCCACGUCAAGCACAGGCAAUGGGAGCUUGCAGAGGCUGAUUUUACGGAAGGCCUCAAGUUGCACCCAGAGGCUACCGGGCUGUUCGGCGCCGAGACUCUGUCCCACCGUGCUGUGGUGGCGGAGAAGCUUGGUCAUCUGACGCAGUCCCUCCAGGAUGCCGAAGGCGUGCUGCGAAUCAAGCCUGAUGCCGAGGACAUGCGCUCGCUGAUGGCCCGCAUGGUUUCGCGGAUCAUUGCCGGCGUGACCAGGGAGCUGGUCCAAGCUGAGGAUCUGGAGACGCGCCACCGUUUGUGGAGGUCUUUGAUUCUGACAUGGCACCCGGAUAAACAUCCGGAUCGUCCUACUGGUGCAGCAGAGGUCUGCAAGCACCUGAACUCGUUGAGGCAGCUAGUUUGCCACUGA